Messenger RNA from Emiliania huxleyi CCMP1516, 561 nucleotides. RefSeq lists its product as hypothetical. The record is from RefSeq and is a predicted model, not a curated record. Bases 1 to 561 code for a protein of 186 amino acids. NCBI's taxonomy places the organism in Eukaryota, Haptophyta, Isochrysidales, Noelaerhabdaceae. The transcript is spliced from 5 exons.
AUGUCUAACAUGCGGGCCUGCGACGGCAAGUUUGCCGACUGCGCCAAGUACGUGCCGCUACCCGCGACCGCCUCCGACGCUACCGGCCCGUCUCAGCCCGCCUCGCCACCUUCGAGCCGGCCUGUUCGCUCCAAGACGAGCCCGGGCGGCUCGCAGCACCGCGGAGCUCCGGUUUCCCUCGCCGCCGAGCCGGCUUACGCGCCCGUGGAGGAGAUGCGCGACAGGACCGACCAACGCUACGACCUCAAGCGGCGGCGGACGUCGGAAGAGGCGGCGGACGGCCGCCUGAUGGAGCUGCUCGUCCUCGCCUCCGCCUCCGCGUCGCCGGACGCGCCGCUGUCGCUGCAGCUGGAGAGGUGGCUGGCAGUCUGGGCCAAGCCGCCGUUGCGUGACGACAAGACGGCCGACGGCGAGAUACGUGGUUCGUCACACGGCGCGCGGCCGGGAGGCGAAGAACCCACACUCGAGAAGUACGAAGAACAGCUCAAGUGGGAGAAGGAGGAGGGUGGCAGCCUCUCUUCCACCUCGCGUGCGGGCAGGUUUGAGGACGUCUGCAAGUAG